Messenger RNA from Hemibagrus wyckioides, 4894 nucleotides. RefSeq names its product transcription factor SOX-13-like. Gene Ontology annotation, biological process: cell fate commitment; regulation of transcription by RNA polymerase II. Bases 298 to 2112 code for a protein of 604 amino acids. The record is from RefSeq and is a predicted model, not a curated record. Gene Ontology annotation, molecular function: DNA-binding transcription factor activity, RNA polymerase II-specific; RNA polymerase II cis-regulatory region sequence-specific DNA binding. Lineage: Eukaryota; Metazoa; Chordata; Actinopteri; Siluriformes; Bagridae. The transcript is spliced from 14 exons. Gene Ontology annotation, cellular component: nucleus.
GCGCGCGCACACACACACAAGCACCAGAAAGUGACUUGUGUGUGCAGGGAGACCGGACAGCGCCUAGACGUGUAGACGGGAGCGCAAGCUGUAAUGAUCUCGAGAUUUUUCUUUUGAGCGCGUGCCCACCGAUUAAAGCGCGCUCUCUCUCUCUUUCUCUCUCUCUCUGUUCUCAGAAAACAAACAAACAUCAACAUCAACACGAACACUAACGCAUGCGGUCUGUGUGACUCCGCAAAGGAAUAAGAAGUUCUGGGUUUUUUUCUGGGCGGCAGUACGGUUUCCCCUGGAGUGUGAAUGUGUGAGCGCAGUCCUCCUGCGAUACAACCCCAUGCUAGUGGUAACGUAACCAUGGUGGGCAUCGGCAUCAAGCUGGAGGAGGCAUCCGGAGACGGAGGCGGAGUCAGGGAGUCGCAGCGGUCCUCUCCAUCGUGCGAUUGGUCAUUGCAGCCGCCGGGGGAUCCAGAGAAGUUGGCAUCUCGCAGCACUCGGUCUCCUUUGGCCAGUUCACCCAGCAAAGAUCAAGCACACAGUGUCAGUCCCAGCAGCCAGGACGUGCUGAACAGACCCAACAGCAGAACCCAGCCGAAUGUCAGCGAGGUGCUGCCCACCAUCGAGAAAAUCCUGAACUCAGACUGGAGGGAGAAGAUCCAAGGCACUGCUAAUGUGAAAGGCACUCCAGAAAGCCUGGCUGAGAAGGAGCUUCACCUGUUGCUGAUGAUUAACCAGCUGUCUGCUCUGAGGGAGCAGUUGUUAGGAGCGCACUCUGAGCAGAGGAACAUGGCUGCCUUGCUCCUGGAGAAACAGCAGCAGCAGAUGGAGCUGGCUCGACAGCAGCAGGAGCAGAUUGCUAAACAGCAGCAGCAGCUGAUCCAACAGCAGCACAAGAUCAACCUCCUGCAGCAGCAGAUCCAGCAGGUGAACCUGCCCUACGUGAUGAUUCCGGCUUUCCACCCGAACACGCAGCCGCUGCCCGUGUCCUCUGAUACGCAGAUGGGGCUCCCGCUUCAGCCCAUUCCCUGCAAGCCAGAUAUUUCUUUUCAUUUUUUAGUGGAAUAUCCCAUGCAGCUCCUCCCAAACCCUCACUCCAACCCUCUGAAAAGAUCCAGUGGUACAGUCUUUCGUCAGGAGAGCAGUCAGCCGUUGAACCUCACAGCCAAACCGAAGAGCCCCCAGAGUCUGGAUCUUCCCUCUUCACACCUGCAGUCCACCUACAGGAGCAGAGAUGUCCAGCACAGCCCGCCUCGGCCUGCGCUUAGCCUGGGCUUCUUGGGAGAGGGCGAUCUCGUGAGCCAAACUAUCCACGAAGCCCAGCAGCUGUUGCGAGGAGGCCAAGGUCCAGCGAGCCGAGAGAGAGACGGCAGCACGAGGCUGAACGAUUACAAGGACGCGUCCAGAGCCGAGCGCAUGCUCCACUCGGACCGGGCCGAGGACAGACAGUCCGUACGGACGAACGACGAGCAUCUCAGCAGCGACUCUGAAGGGCAGAUCGUCUCUGGAGUCGGAGGCUACAGCGACAGCCGGAGCUCCUCUUCCGGUCACAUCAAGAGACCCAUGAAUGCCUUCAUGGUGUGGGCGAAGGACGAGCGCCGGCGCAUCCUGCAAGCCUUUCCUGAUAUGCAUAACUCGAGCAUCAGCAAGAUCCUGGGCUCACGCUGGAAGUCCAUGUCCAACCAGGAGAAGCAGCCGUACUAUGAGGAGCAGGCCAGGCUGAGCAGACAGCACCUGGAGCGCUACCCAGACUACAAGUACAAGCCCCGGCCGAAGCGUACCUGCAUCGUAGAGGGCAGACGGCUGCGCGUAGGCGAGUACAAAGCCAUGAUGAAGAGCCGCAGACAGGAGCAGCGGGCCUCGUACCCACCCAGCCAAUCAGAUCAGCAGCUGCAUUACUCCACGGCCGACGCUCCGUACUCCACCAAACCCAUGUCCAUGACCCUGCCUCUGCACCCUUCCCUUCUGGAGCACUACCUCCCUCGUUCCCUCGAUCCACCCCAAGCCCCACGUGGCCCGGCGGAGGAGGACGGGCCUCGUUCCAAACCGCAGUACAGCGAGGGAGAAGAGAGUGACGGAGGAGAGCGCAGCGAGGGCGAGCUGGUGGUCCUCACUGACUGAGAUGAGGGAGCAGGGUGCUGUGAGGUGAAACUUCCAGGGGGCGAGGUGCUUUCACACGUCACCCAGGAGAGAGAGAAUCUUUGCUUUUUUUUUGUUAGACUACUUUUCACGCCAGCGACGAUGACAAAGUUUAAAAGACGGAUUAUUUUAAUAAAAAUGCUCGGUAUUGAAAAAUAAUAAUAAUAAUAAUAAUAAAUGUAUUUUGAAAGUCUUUCAGUGCUGCUGAUGGUCAGAGUGCUGCACUUUUGUUCUUUCACUGAAAAGGGCUUUAAAAUGCAGAAGACAUCAGGAAGAAGAAGACACACGCACACACACGUGCAGCAGAUAAACACUGGGCUUAAACGUCUAGCUGAGGCUAAAAAGAAUCGUUAAUACGUUUACUAUUUACCCCAAUCAAUGUCUAACGCUUACUUUAGCUUUGCACUUGGACUCUCGGAUUAACGGAAACGUGUGCGGAAUUCUCGGUAGACUGUUCUCCGAUUUUUGGCCAAACGAUUCAUUUAGUUUGAAGCUGAAAUCAAUCAAUAAGUUUACAUUAUAUAUAUAACAAUCGAUUUAAAGGUAGAAUUUACCUCGAACGCAGCUGAUCACCUAUGAUGUGUUUCAGGUUUAGUUUUGCACUGGAGCUACAAAGCUAAAAUCGUAGAGACUAAUCAUGACGUUUUUAGAAUUUAUGUUAACUUCUAUUAUAAGCGAAGAGCUGGACGUCCAUCCGGCUAACACGUCCGGCGUCCGGCCUGACUGAGGUCUUAAUCUGCAUUACGAGAUGUGUUUAGAAGCUGUAAAUGUACUGUCAGGGGGAAAAAAAGAGGCAAAUAGAGCGAUAAACCUCCGGCUUGAGGCAAAAAGUUCUAAAGAUGUAAAAUUUCACAUGAAAGAACCAAAUGUAGGUGAUUCACAGAAAUGGGUGUGUGUGUGUGUGUGUGUGAAUACUUAUGCAAUCAAAACCUUUUUAAGUUUUUGGUCCAGUCCAUACGACUUUAGACUAAAAUCUAUCGUGUCCCGUUACCUAAAACCUCCUUUUUAAAAUCAUGAUCAAUUUAUUUCCAUUCAUAAUACCUAUAUAAUAAACAUUUGGAACACGCCUGUAAUAUAUCACAAUACUGGAUGGAAAAAGAAAAUAAUAAACACCGGUCCAACUGGUAGAACAAAACCAGUGACUUAAUUACUGCCACUAAUCCUCAUCAUUAACCUAUCUUAAAAUAUUUCUGUUUUAUGAGAAUAAACAACGGCUUGGCAUUUUGAAAAUUGCCUCCAUUUAAAGGCACUUAUUGAUUUAAUCACCAUAACAAGGAAACUGGAAAAUUACUAACGAGCUGGCGACCCAAACGUUCUACCAGUUGGACCAGUUCAUCCUGUGAGGAAGCGUUUAUUUUUAGCUAUUCACACCAUGCUGGGUUUUGUUUAUUGUUUUAUGCAGUGAAAGUUGGAAUCGGUGAAUAACUUUACGUAAAUAAUCUAUUUUCAGUUUCACCGUCCCGUAUAUAUAUUUUUGUUUUGUUUUUUAAGGUAUGAUCGCUGUUUUAAUGCUUCUCCUGACGUUUGUUUUUGUUUUGUUUUUUUAAAAAAAAAAGGAAAAAUAAUGUUUUAAAUGUCGUUAUUACUAUUGUUGAUGUCUCUCAGACUUUCCGGAAAACGCUUCCCCCCUGCCUUAAGUUAGACUUCCUGUUCGGAGCCGAACAAGGUACUUUCCACGGUUUGGAGUGCUGAAAGCUAAACAGUUACAAACACACGCUCUUCCUUGAAGGGAAUGGGAAUGUUCAAAAAGAAAAGUUUCCCGGAUUCGUUAAGAUAUCUACCCAGAACCUUCAACAGACCGAUACCGAUCUCUACUUUUCCUUGUCGAUGCCAUGCUAACGUUUGUGUCUUUAGUAUCUUUUGACUGUAAAGGUGCUUGUGGUUUCAUUCUAAUUAGCUUUUAUAGCUUAUAAAAAAAUUUUUUGACACCCUGAAGCUGUGUAAACGAUUUUAACGACAAGGAAUAGUGUGAAGUUCGGUACCUUUUUUUUUUUUUUUUUUUUUUUUCUGAAAGUGUGCGCCCUCUGCUGUCCAGAAGCGGUAUGCCUACAGUAUGUGAGGCCUGAAAAUGCACUUUUUAUUUUCUUUCUUUUAUUUAAAAAAGACCUAUAUAGUUAAAUAUAUAUAAAUACAUAUAUUUGGCCAGUGUCGGUAAAAGUUUAUUGGAAAAUGUGAGCAGUGAUCCAUCUAGCCUCGCUUUUUUUUUUUUUUCUCGUCCCUGUCAUUUUAGUGUAAAUAGCGUGGGUUUGCGUUUACGUUUGUGAUUCUUUGACUUCUCGAACCUUCCCUCCACCUCACAGCGCGUGACCGUGCCAGAGACUCGAAAGUUAGAACUGCCAUUUUAACAGUUACUGUUUGUUUUUGUUUGUUUGUUUGUUUGAAGUUGAGAGACAUUUUUAAAGAAAUCAGUAAGGAGAGAAGCUGAGGAAUGAAAGAAAGAGAGAGCGGAUUCUAUCGUUAGCUGGCGUAUUAAACAAACAUGCUGGAAUCGUGUAUAUAUAUUAACACAAAAAGGAACGGAUACCGUUUGUAUCUUUUACCUGUAAAAUCAGAUUUUAGGGAAGAAAACCUUUUAAAAAAAAAAAAACUUAUUUGGAAAAACAAAACUACUGUUCAGAACCAGCUGUUGAUGUAAAUAUAGAUUAUAGACUUUAUUUUGUUUAUAAAAGUGUAUAAGUUAAAGGUGUACAUUUUUUCCCCCCUGUAUGUUUUUUUUUUGGUUUGUUUUGAGGUUUUAAUAAAAAAUAAUAAUAAUAAUAAUAAU